Molecule: messenger RNA, 1056 nt
Organism: Talaromyces rugulosus
Lineage: Eukaryota; Fungi; Ascomycota; Eurotiomycetes; Eurotiales; Trichocomaceae
Exons: 2
Coding region: 1-1056 (351 amino acids)
Cellular component (GO): membrane
Source: RefSeq, a predicted model, not a curated record
AUGGCGCUCCCGCUUCCGCCAGUCCUGGCGCCCCAGGAGGCCGCUGAGUUCGGCCGAACUCUUGCACCGUAUGUGCUCUCGUCGCAACUGCUCGAGCUGCCCACGCGCAUCGUCGAGGCAGGCUCUGAUGUGCAAACUCUGCUGGGCCUGUAUUUGGCGACCAACCCCAUGCUGACAGCCCUGACCAUUGCGCUGGCCAUCUCUCCCCUCUUCGUGCUCGCCGCUGAGCUUCGCGGCAACUUUUCGCAGGUUGACUGCUGGUGGAGUAUCCUGCCCACCAUCUACAACGUGCACUUUUACGCGUGGGCGCAUUUGAACGGGCUACCUCUCGAUCGCUUAAGGGCAGUCGCUUUGUUUAGCGUCGUCUGGAGUAUCCGGUUGACAUUCAACUACUGGCGAAAGGGCGGAUACAAAUGGGGUGCCGAAGACUACCGAUGGCCCAUACUACGCGAGCGCAUCAACAACCGCCUCGUCUUCUUCAUCUUUGACGUCGUGUUCAUCGCAUUCAUACAGUCCCUUCUUUUAUGCGCCAUUACCGCGCCAACAUACAUCUUUACCAUCCUAGCUCAGCUUCCUAAAGGCGUCGCCGCCUACGGAAUUCCAGACCUCGUCUUCUCGCGUUUGCUAGUCUUCUACAUUCUCAUCGAGACAAUCGCCGAUGAGCAACAGUGGCGCUACCAGCAAGCCAAGUACAAGUUCAAGGAUACCGGUGUUGUUUCCGAGGGCUACGACAAGGAGGACCUCGAGCGCGGCUUUGUUGUCUCCGGCCUCUGGUCCUUUAGCCGCCACCCCAACUUUGUCGCUGAGCAGGCUAUCUGGUUCACGCUGUACGCGUGGUCUGCCUACCUCACCGAGACGUACUUCAACUGGGCCGGUAUCGGCGCUCUUGGCUACCUCUCGAUUUUCCAAGGCAGCACCUGGCUCACCGAAAAACUCAGUGCUGCCAAAUAUCCCGAGUACCGCGACUACCAGGCUCGCGUCGGAAGGUUCAUCCCCAGAUGGUCGACAAAGGCCAGGGGAGCCGGAUCCCGUGCUGAGAAAAAGAAGAAUGACUAG